Myxocyprinus asiaticus (Chinese sucker) is the source of this 1343-nucleotide messenger RNA. Its product is annotated as tryptophan--tRNA ligase, mitochondrial-like. Bases 10 to 1104 code for a protein of 364 amino acids. Gene Ontology annotation, cellular component: mitochondrion; mitochondrial matrix. Gene Ontology annotation, molecular function: ATP binding; tryptophan-tRNA ligase activity. The transcript is spliced from 6 exons. The record is from RefSeq and is a predicted model, not a curated record. Gene Ontology annotation, biological process: mitochondrial tryptophanyl-tRNA aminoacylation. Lineage: Eukaryota; Metazoa; Chordata; Actinopteri; Cypriniformes; Catostomidae.
GAAUUCAAGAUGGCGCUUCCCGUUAGGUUGAACGUGAAAUCUCUCUUUCGUUUCAUUCAAAAGAAUAAUUGCAAUAGAAGAUUAUUUAAAGCUGAGAGAAGCACGGGAACGAAGAGCCCCAAUGAAGGGAGGGUGUUCUCGGGAAUCCAGCCCACAGGUGUUCCUCACCUGGGGAAUUAUCUGGGCGCUCUAGAGAGCUGGGUGGCCUUGCAGGGAGAGUACAGUUCAGUGAUGUACAGCAUUGUUGACCUUCAUUCCAUCACCCAGCCUCAGGACCCUCAGCUGCUCCGAGAAAACAUCCUGGACAUGGCGGCUAGUCUGCUGGCUUGUGGCAUUGACCCGACUCGCUCGAUUCUCUUCCAGCAGUCUCAGGUCUUAGAGCAUGCAGAGCUUUCAUGGAUCCUAGGGUGCCUCACCAGCAUGCCUCGUUUAAGGCACCUGCCUCAAUGGAAGAUGAAGAGCAAACAGAAGAAUGAAGGCAGUGUGGGACUUUAUACUUACCCAGUGUUACAGGCAGCAGACAUACUACUCUAUAAAUCCACACAUGUGCCAGUAGGGGAAGACCAGAUCCAGCACUUGGAACUUGCCCAGGACUUGGCCCGCAUCUUUAACAACCAGUUCGGAGAGUUCUUUCUGGAGCCUCGUGCCCUACUCAGUUCCACCCGAAAGGUGAAAUCUCUCAGGGAUCCAUCCUCUAAAAUGUCAAAGUCAGACCCCCAAAAGUUAGCUACAGUCUUCCUGACUGAUACACCUGACGACAUCGUCCUCAAGAUUCGCAGGGCUGUGACGGACUUCACUUCCGAAGUGACCUAUGAGCCUGAGAGUCGGCCGGGUGUGUCAAAUCUAGUCUCCAUGCACUCGGCUGUGUCUGGGCAGAGCGUGGAGGAGGUGGUGAGGUUGGCUGAAGGUAUGGACACCGGACAGUACAAGGAUGUUGUAGCUGACGCUGUUGUACAGAAGCUGGAACCCAUUCGGCUUGAAAUCCAGAGACUGAGGGCCGAUAGGGGCCAUCUUGAGAGUCUGCUAAUCGAUGGAGCUGAGAAGGCUCGCAGCCUUGCAGUUCCUGUGAUGAUGGAAGUCAGGAAACGGGUGGGCUUCUUUUAAGGCUACCUUUUCGAAUUUUCAAAAACUGUAUUAGAGGUGGAUAUGCUCCAGAGAGAGAGAGAGAGAGAGAGAGAGAGAGAGAGACUUAAUGGAGUAGUUAUCUCACUAAUGAGAAACUUUUGGUGAGUGAAUUAUAUCAAUGUCACCACUGAUUGCUCAGUGGCAUUCAAUCACUCAGUUUUAAUUUCAUCUUGUAUUUUUCUUUUUAUUUAAACAAAAAUAAAAUAAUUUUAUUUUUA